This is a messenger RNA of Cynoglossus semilaevis (tongue sole), 3809 nucleotides long. It is a transcript of the gene luc7l3, whose product is annotated as LUC7-like 3 pre-mRNA splicing factor. Gene Ontology annotation, biological process: mRNA splice site recognition. Gene Ontology annotation, cellular component: U1 snRNP. Lineage: Eukaryota; Metazoa; Chordata; Actinopteri; Pleuronectiformes; Cynoglossidae. Gene Ontology annotation, molecular function: mRNA binding. The record is from RefSeq and is a predicted model, not a curated record. The transcript has 11 exons.
CUUGCCGCCGCACUCGUCCAGUAGUCGGGCGUUGUUGUCACGGCGUCUGCCAUUUUGACUAGGGAUAUUUUGCGCGGAAUACAUGGUGUGGACUGGCUUAUUCAAGGAUAAGAAUUUGUAAAGCAGAGUGAAAUACUCUUGAGCCAAAAUGCUUUCAGCAGCCCAAUUACUCGAUGAGUUGAUGGGCAGAGAUAGAAACUUGGCCCCAAACGAAAAGCGAUCAAACGUGAAAUGGGACGACGAAAGUGUUUGUCGAUACUAUUUAUGUGGCUUCUGUCCUGCGGAGUUGUUUACUAACACCCGCUCUGACUUGGGUCCAUGUGAGAAAAUCCACGAUGAAAAUCUAAGAAAAUUGUACGAGAAGAGCUCUCGGUUCAUGAAGGAAGGUUAUGAACGAGAUUUUCUGCGGUACCUGCAGUCUCUUCUGGCAGAAGUGGAACGUCGGAUUCGCAGGGGACACGCUCGCCUUGCGCUCUCCCAAGCUCAACAGAAUGCAGGGGGUCCUGGUCCAACUGGAAAGAACGAGGAGAAAACUCAUGUAUUAACCGACAAGAUUGAAGACUUAGUCGAACAGAUUGAGGAGUUGGGGUCAGAAGGCAGAGUGGAGGAGGCCCAGGGGAUGAUGAAGCUGGUAGAGCAGAUGCUGGGAGAGCAGUUAAAGUAAGAGCGGGAACUGCUCAACUCAACCCCUUCGACCAUCGAGAGCUUUGCAGCCCAAGAGAAACAGAUGGAGGUGUGUGAAGUGUGUGGCGCUUUUCUGAUUGUGGGUGAUGCACAAUCCCGGGUGGAUGACCACUUGAUGGGAAAGCAACACAUGGGCUAUGCCAAGAUCAAAUCUACUGUUGAGGAGCUUAAGGAGAAACUACGUCGUCGCUCAGAAGAACCACCGGGUGAAAACCCAGUGCUAAAGAGAGACAGAGAAGAUAGAGAGCGUGAGAGGGAGGAAAGGGAGAAAAAGCGCAAGGAGGAAGAAGAAAAGGAGAAGGAGCGGGAAAAAGAGAAGGAGCGAGAGAAGGAGCGUGACCGCGAGAGGGACAGAGAACGUGACAGAGAAAGGGAGAGAGAUCGAAGGUCACGACGAAGCCACUCAAACAGCCGUCACUCAAGUCGUGCAUCAGACAGGAAAAGGAGCAGAUCUCGCGACCGUCGGAGGUCCAGGAGCAGAGACAAGGACAGGGAGAGGGACCGGAAGCGCAGCAGGAGUCGGGAUAGAGACAGGGAGAGGAGGCGAAGCCGUGAGCGCUCUGACAAAAAGCGUCGUUCCCGCAGUCGUGACAGGAGAAGGUCACGCAGCUCAGAGCGCAAAUCUCAUCGCCACCGGAGUCGCAGCCGGGACCGAGGUAGAGACAGAGAAAAGGAACGUGACAAGGACAGAGAACGGUCUUCAAAGGACAAAGACCGUAAGAUGGCAGAGGAGAAGAGCAACUCCAAGAAAGACAAGCAUUCGGAGGGCGAAGCAGCUGUCACCAAAUCUUCAUCAGAAGUGGAAGCGAUGGAGACAGAGGCAGAUGCCUCUGGCUCCUCCCCUCUGCUCAAUGGCCAGCAAGAACUCCUCCAAUCUGAAGGUGACACUCAGUCCAAUUAAAACUGAUCUGAUAGGACCUCAGAUCAGGCUCAGGUAAGUGCGUUCUCCUCCUCACUCCUCUCUGGCUCUUAAACCAACCUACCCUUCCCUGCUUCCCCCUCCUAUUCCCAACCUCUCUGCUCCACUGCGCCUCCCCCCUCUCCCCUGCCUUCCCCUUCCUGUUUAUGUUCAGUUUAAUGCCGAUGAAUUCUGUCUUAUGCACUGUAUGCAAAUAUGUUUAUCCUGUUUUUUAAAUAGUGCAUCAUUAAGUAUGCACAGAAGAUGAAGGACUAGGCCCGAUGAAUGAGAAGAAGGUAGAAAACAUUCACACAAAGCCAAGAGGGAAAGGCCAGUGUAGCCCUGAGCAAACAUGCCCAGAGGUACCCCUCGUUUUAUAUCAGUUUUUGAUCCUUGUAGAUGUAUAUUUGUCUCUGUGGACAAAAUAGCGCAAAAACAAUUAACACUUGGAAAUAAAGUUCCUGUUUUAACCUGUUUUUUGUAUCUCAUUAUGUUUUAUAUUUUCAAAAUGUAACCUUUCAACCUAAGAUAAUACACUUUCAAAAAGGAGAGCUAAUUAUCCUUCUCUCCCAUGUGAACGUAGUUGUACUCUCGUCAACAGUGUUAUAAUUUCUUCUACUGAUUAUAAUAAUUUUAAUGCCAGUGAUUUUUGUUUUCUGUCAAGCUUACUGUACCUGAUUUUGCCAUGCAGUGUGUGUUUCGGGUGGGGGUUUUAAGACUGGGGGCUUAACUUAACUGACUAACUGGACGGUAGGGUUUAUUGGAUGAAUUGCAGCUGACUUCCAUACCUCACACAGCGUUGGUGUUGUGAGCGAGACCACAUGAGAAAAGGGCAAAUUAAAAAUCAUGGAUACUCUGUGACUGUCAAACUGUGCAGGUACUCACCCCAGGUACUCCUUUCUCUACCAACAUCCAUUUCUGAAUGCUCUUGCCUGUCAGAAAAAAAAUACAAUUUUCUUCUCCAAAACGUGAACUUGACUUCAAAGCUUGUUUUUGUAAAGUAUUUUUUUAUCUGAUUCUUGGUUUUCUGGGGUUUUUUUUCAGUUUUGGGGGAAAAUGUCAGACGAAAAUAUUUAAAAAAUGCUGAGAUGCACAGACAGCCCGCUUGGUAUUCCCCUGCCAACAUCUGAAACUAUAACUGUGUACUCUUCAUCAAAGUGAAUUUGUCUGGGAUAAAAUUGUAUAUUAGAUUUGUAGUUGUGCAUUCUAACAGCCACCAUCAAAAUGUAAGUAUUGUGAUUAAUUGCAAUCAAUUCUAUUUCAAACUCCCAGCUCUCAUGUCAUGCAGUGUACAUUGGGCCUUUCAGAUUGGAAAGGAAAUAUCAGGCUGUUCUGUCAAUUUGUUAAAGACUUGUAUCAGUUACAAGUUACUAGAGGUUUGAAAUGUGUGUUGUGAAACCUAACGAAUAUAAAAACAGUACCAAGUACUGACUCACUGUGCAUCAUUAGCAAUUUCCUGUGUUAGUUAGCAGGAAAGUGCCAAACAAGAGUUACCUUUAGGAAGUAGAUUAUCCUCACAAUACUCCAGUAGCAGCACUUGUUGCUACAAACCCAUGUUGCUGGCCCUUCUGCUAACAUGACAUUUUUGUGAACAUUUUUCUGCUCAACAGGGAAGCUGGAAAAUCUGGGUGGAAGAAGUGGAAAAGUGCAGCCGUUCUUUCCCUGAGCCUGACACUUCGCUGCUUAAAAACAAGGUGAAAUUGAGUCACAACCAUUAAAACCAAUGUGUAAAUGAGAAUUUUAAGAAACAACCAUUGCUUUUUUUUCUUUUUUGUUACUGUACACAUCAUUUGGCAGGAUAUGGUUAGCUGUGGUUUCUCUUCUGUAUUUGUUGGUCAUCAGUACCAGCUAGAUAUCAUUUUAAAUACCAAAUCUACAAGUCUGCUAUGGGCUUUCUGUUUAAGUUAAAGGAAAAAGAAUCUUUACACAUCUUAGAAACUGCUUGUUUUGUUUUUUGUUUUGUUUGUCGGGUUCGACCUUAUAGCCAGACCUGCUUAAUAACCAAGUCAAACAAAGGCGUUUGUACAGUGUUAGAGCAAUGAUAGGGUGUGUCUCUUUUUUUCCCUUCCACUUAGUGCUCACUAUAAUUGCGCCUGUUCCUUGAUUGUAAAAAUAUAUACUGAUUUAAUUUUGAUCAGAUGAUUUCUUUUUUGAAGACUGAAGACUUGUUUACUUUUGCUCUGCUUUUAAUGUUCAUGAUGUCUCCAUGAAUAAAAAAUAAAUAAAA